UUCACCGAUGCGAUUCGGUUCCCGACGUUCACCAAAAAGAUCCGUUUGUUCGGGAACUACCCAUCACUACUGUCAUCUGAGAGCCGGGGGGGAGGAAGAAAGAUGGAAGGGAACAGAGACGAAGCAGAAAAAUGUAUAAAUAUAGCCACUAAAUCUCUUGAAGCAGGAGACAAAGACAAGGCGGUGAAAUUCUUAAACAAAGCAGAGAAGCUCUAUCCAACCUACAAAGCGAAAGCCUUGUUGGACACCUUGACGAGGAACGGUAGCUCUGCGGGGAAUGGCGGGCACUGCAGACAGCGUACUACAGACAGCUCCUCAGAGAGCACCAAGGCCCGGGCUGGUGGGCAGGACCAGGAGGCCGGAGGAGGCGAGCCCAGCACCAAGGGCUUCACCAAGGACCAGGUGGAGGGAGUGCAGAGGAUAAAGCGGUGUAAGGAUUACUAUGAAGUCCUGGGCACCAGUAAGGAGGCCAAUGAGGAGGAGCUGAAGAAAGCCUACAGGAAACUAGCACUCAAGUUCCACCCAGACAAAAACCAAGCCCCCGGAGCUACAGAGGCCUUCAAAAAGAUCGGCAACGCCUACGCCGUGCUUAGCAACCCAGACAAGAGAAAGCAGUAUGACCUCACGGGGGCGGAGGAGCCUACCAGCCCUGGCCACGCCCACAGCCAAGGGUUUGACUUCCACCGGGGCUUCGAGGCCGACAUCACUCCCGAGGACCUCUUCAACAUGUUCUUCGGAGGAGGAUUCCCCUCUUCGGCUGCCCACACGUUCACCAACGGCAGGACGCGAUACAGCCAGCAGACGGACCAAAGACGGGAGAGAGCAGAGGAGAGGGGAGAGGGAGGGUUCUCCAUGUUUAUCCAGCUGAUACCCAUCGUUGUACUGAUCCUGGUGUCCAUCUUGAGCCAACUGAUGGUGUCUACUCCCCCCUACAGCCUCUACUCCAGACUGUCCACGGGGCAGACGGUUAAACGGCAGACGGAGAACCUGCAUGUAGAUUACUACGUCAACAGAGACUUCAAGACAGAGUACAAGGGCUCCAAUCUGCAGAAGGUCGAGAAGAACGUGGAGGAGGACUACGUGUCUUAUGUCAGAAACAACUGCUGGAAGGAGAGGCAGACGAAAACGGACUUGCUGUACGCUGCUAAGGUCUACAGGGACGACCGCCUGCGUAAGAAGGCUGAGCUGAUGACCAUGGAUAACUGCAAGGAGCUGGACAGACUAAAUGACCUGUUCAGGGGGGGCUGAGCCCGCCUGACGCCGCAGGCUCCCACAGGACGCUUUUAAAAGAGAUAUAUAUAUAUAUAUAUAUGUAUGUAAAUGUUUUUUUUUUUAAGGAAAAACCAUGGAGAUUAAAAGGAGGAAAAAUAUAAAAAGUGAUUAGCCUUACUGUUGAAGUUGUAAGUUGUCCCCAUCCCUCCCCCAGUAGCCAUCUUUCCAUCCUCCUCACCACCCCCUCCUCCCUGGGAACUGCCUUGCUGCAUCUCAAUGAACCAACUGAAGAAUAGACCAACCUCUUUCUCGUCUCUUUGCUUGUCCUUUUUGUGUUUUUUGGAAAUAAGAACCCACUCUGGGAAUGAACACUGACUGUAAAAGCAGAAGGCUUUGUGGUGGUGCCUCUUGAGUAUUGAAGCGCCAAGCAUUCUGCUGUAACAAGCAAAUCACAAUCUUCUUCACUCUAGAUAACUACUUCACCUGCUUGACUUAAAACAAGACUUUUAGGCUCAUCUGGAGAUGCUGCCCUCCUUCCAAUCCAUACAUUAGCAGUGCUAGUAUUGUGAGGAACCCAGAGAAUGCUUCCUAGCUACCACGGUGGAACCUACAGUGGAACCUUGUGUGGAGUUCCAUGGACCUUGAAGUUCAUUCCGCAGAUGAAGAAAUGGCCACGGUCUCACUUGAACUUUUUUGGCCUGGGGAAAAAAUGUGAAGUUGGAACCAUAAUCUUCAUCAAUUGCUGUACAUUUUUCAUUUUGAAUGUUUGAAAAUUUAUGGAGUUAUUUAAGUAUGAAAAACAAGGGUUUUCUUCAUUGCUCGAAUUAAUCAUUUGAAUAAACAAUAAAUUAUUACCAGAA
Molecule: messenger RNA, 2072 nt
Organism: Salmo salar (Atlantic salmon)
Lineage: Eukaryota; Metazoa; Chordata; Actinopteri; Salmoniformes; Salmonidae
Product: dnaJ homolog subfamily B member 14
Biological process (GO): cellular response to misfolded protein
Cellular component (GO): endoplasmic reticulum membrane
Molecular function (GO): Hsp70 protein binding
Source: RefSeq, a predicted model, not a curated record